ACUGUCCCAGAAUGCAAUCUGGUAAACAGACAUGGAAGCACCAGGUGAAGACCUCCUCAGAAGCUGAACGCUGCCUCCGUUCCUCUCACGCCGUCCCUGUUUGCCGUUCGCCCGGCGCAUCCAGUCGCUGUUCACCGGCCCGGGGACUCAGUUAGAGCUCCAGCAUCCGGAGGCUCGAUAGCCUCUCCAGUGUGUGUGCCAGCUUGUAGACACCCAAACUGAUGAGGAUUGGCUGAUCAAGCUAAAAAUAAGCUUCUUGUUCCUUUCUUGUGUCAAGCGGAAAGAAUGUCGGAAAGGGCCGAGGAUGACGUCAGGGGGGAGCAGCGCCGAGCGGCCAGGCAGCAGCUGAAGCAGCAGCAGCAGCAGAUCCAGCGGGGAGAAGGCUCCACAGCAAUGGCGACUGUUACGGAGCGGAGAUCGCUGCCUAGUCCUGAAAUAAUGCUGGGACAGCCUUGGAGCAGCUGGGUCGACGCCGCCAAACUCCACGGACACGACGGUGCUGAAUCGGAGGAAAGUUUCAAAGACUUGGGGAAAAAUCGAGAAGCCAUGCGUUUGUACAGAGAAGACAUGCCCAUAUUCGGUCAGUGUCCCGCGCAGGACGACUUCUACUUGGUGAUGUGCAGCCACUGCGGUCAUGUGGUCAAGCCACAAGCCUUCCAAGCACACUACGAGAGGCGGCACAGCUCUACCAGCAAGCCUCCCUCCGCGUCGCUCUUCCCAGUGUCGGGCAGGAAUCGAAGUGCCGGCAGUGGACUGAGCUCGGGGGCCGCGGCCGGAGUGACAAGUGGAGGGAUCCUCGGCCGAACGUCAGCCGCCGUCUCCAGCGUGUCGUCUUCAUCAUCAUCAUCCUCCAACCCAAAAUUUCAGAAAUCAGCCAAAGAGAAACUGCAAGGCAUUCAGCGAAGACCUCCCCAAGUUAGGACGGGCCAGUCUGACAAAGUCCUUACCCCAGCUGUUCAGGUGGAAAAGAUGCAUCUAAAGGGGGACUCGUCAGCUAAGCUGGCGCAGGCUCCAUCGGCCCCCGCCGCCACCUCCUCCUCCUCUUCUACACCCUCCUCUAACACCACUGUGAGCACUGCCGCCGCCAUGACUUCCACGUCCUCCUCCUCCUCAGCGUCGUCGUCAUCAUCCCUUAAACCAGGCCUUAACUGUCCCUCCAUACCAAAGCCUCCACUGCUGGGAUCCGGUCCCAUUCCCAACGGCAAGGGCCUCCCCGCAGACAAGAAGCAAGACAGCGGCACCAGUAGCAAACGCCACGUUAACAAGAAGGUGUCAGAGCGUGAGUUCAAUCCUGACGUUCACUGUGGCGUUAUGGAUGCUACAGGUCGGAAACCCUGCACAAGAUCACUAACAUGCAAGACACAUUCCUUAAGCCAUCGGAGGGCCGUGCCUGGACGGAGGAAGCGCUUCGACAUAUUGCUGGCAGAACACAAGAACAGAACGAGAGAGCGGGAGAGGGAACGAGAACUGCACCAAACCCAUUCCCAGCAAACCGCCCCUCUCAGGGACCCACACCCCUCUCCCCAGCUCGCCCCUAGCCAUGACACCCACCCGGUUUCUCAUGGCAACGGACCAGCCCCCGAUACCACAAAGCCUUCGCCAUUCGGAAAGCCCAAAUUUCACAGUCCUGGUCUUCCACGACUGAACAACAGUCAUGCUGGAGGCUCCUCUGGAGAUCCUUCAGUAGUCCACCAGUCCCCGCACCAUCCCCAGUCUGCCCCGGACGCUUUAUCCAGACCCUCGAGUGACGAGGGAGAAAACGAGGAGCGGGAAGAUGGCGCAGACAAACUGGACUGUCUCUAUUCAGGUUACCACCCACGACCGGCAGCUUACUGUACCUUUGGAAGUCGACUGAUCGGGAGAGGCUUUUACUCCUUUGAUAGGCGAUGGGACAGAGUGCGAUGUGCCCUAACCACGAUGAUGGAAAAGCACGUCAACGCUCAGAUGUGGAAGAAAAUCCCCCUGGCCUCGGAGAAUUCCUCUCUUGGACCUCCCCAUAGGACAAGCACAAAUUCCCACAGUAGCACUCCCUCGUCAGGCUUCCUGAGCCCCCCGGCAACCUUGCCCCAAACCCCCUAUAGCCAAUCGAGCGAGAGCAAGUCAUCGCUCUCCUACGGGACCACCUUAAACGCUCACAGCUCCCUUCAGGGCGGGCCUGAGCACCCGGCCUUUGGCACCACGCAGGCCAGACAAGUGUCUUCGUCGCCGCAGAUGCCUUCAGCCCACUUGUCCUCAUCCUCGUCUUCUUCAGCUCCUCCCCUCGCCUCAGGCCGGGCGCUGAAGUCGCGUUCGUCCAGCAGCAGCAGCAGCACCACUACCAAAUCCUCUUCCUCAUCCUUCAAGCCCAAGGAGAUCUCCUCCAGCUCCUCCACCCCGGCCACACCCAACUCGGCCAGUGGGGGAGGCGCCGGAGCGAGCUUCAACAGUAGCAGCACUGGCUUCAGCUCGGGAAAGAAGAGGAAGAACAGCUCUGUCCUUUCUUCGUCCCAUUGCGCUUCUGAAUCCUCCUCCAACGCCAACUUCCCUUCAUCAUCGUCGUCAUCCUCCUCGUUCAAGAAGAACUGUGCAAACGUCGGCAGCUCAGGGAGCACCUACCACCAUAGCUCAUUAGGACCGUCAUCCUCGUUAUCCUCCUCCCACAGUGGAGUUCACAGCGUGGGCCUAAACUGUGGCCCCAGCGUGCGGACCAACUCACUCAGCCUCAAGGCGGAGCCUUCCGGAGGCUCGGCGGGCGGCUCCUCGGGGCCGCCGACACGCGGCCCUCCCUCAGGCAGCCCGGCGGAGUCCAUAAAGCGCAUGAGCGUCGUGAUGAACAGCAGUGACUCAACUCUUUCUCUGGGGCCUUUUGUCCAUCACCAGCCCACCUCCUCGUCAGACCACCACACCAACUUUAGUCACCACUCCUCAGACGGUCGCCUCGACGCCAAGAAGCGCAAAAGCUCCUCGGCUUCCAGCGGCAUUAACAGCGGAGGCGGCGGCCUGGGAAGGGACGGAGCGGCGGGAGGAACCGGACCGGGCAGACCCAAGAUGACAAAGUCCCCGGCCCUUAACAACAUCCACGGGAAGCAUAGUCGAAGCAUUCCAGGGACGCCAGGUCUGCCCAACAACUCUCAUUUACAUCAGCCAAAAGCUCGUCCCUGACAGCGACUCGCCGCCUCUGCGAUGGAGACGGGCAGACGGAGGAAAGUCCAGAGUGCUCUGCAAACUGUUCCGGACUGCACGAGGCCUUGUGAAAUAAAACCCACAUUACUCUCAGCUUCCCACAAUCCUCAGGGUGGAGAUGAUCCGGACUGCCCAGUGAAGUAGACGUGGUCCUUACUAUUUCUCCCAAAGCCAUGUGUGCAUCGAGUGUGUGUGUGCGUGUGUGUCUGAAGAGAGGUGGAUGGGGCAGAGGUACAGAAUGCAAUGUAGAACCCCCCCCACACCCCACACCCCACACCCCCACCUGGAGGGGGUCCUGUCCCAGUAAUCAGAGAGGUCUUCCCAGCUGUUUCGGAGGUAGAGGGAACACAAGCCGAUCUUUUCUGUGUAAGUUGUGUGAAAGUGAGUAAAUGCGUGAGUGUUUAUUUCUUUCCCCCCCAUGUCAGAUUCUGCUGGAGCCCCCCAACUUAAUUACACCCCCGUCGCCUGAUCUCAGAAGCCUUGCAAGGAGAGCUGGAGGAGAUGCAAAGUGAAAAUUGCAACACCUUACAACAACAUUCAACUGCUUUUUAAAAAAUCUUUUACAGUCUGAUACGUUCGGCGACCUCGGGUUUCCCGCCAUCGCCUGUGACUUGCCCCCACCCCCCCACCUCCCCCUCCCCCUCCCCAAGUGGAUAAUCUGGUCAACUCCAUAACCAUCCAGAAUAAUUAUGCAAGUGCUACCUUUUUCUGAUUUCUUAUGAGCUUUUUACACUGUACUACAAAGGGUCUUUGUAGACUUGGUGAAAGAUGGUUGUGCUUUUUUUUAAAUGUGAAAAAGGACACCUGAUGUGCCCACUGGAUUGAUCCUUUUGUUGGAGAGAAAAGGUCUGUUCCUGAAGGGGUGGGGGGGGGGGGGAAGACACCCGUUAGGUUCCUGAAUCUAUACACGUGCAAAAAUGACCACAGCAACAGCAGACCUGCUCCCAAAACUGUGAACGGCACUAAAUCGUUUCUCUGCUUAGCUUUCCACAGAGCUCACCAGAAGCUGCCACAGCUUUGCCAGCUACUUUAUUUGUAACUUUUUGAUAACAAAAGAAAAAAAAAAGGAGGGCGGGGGGGUGGCUCAUGAAGAAGUAACAGUGCAAUGUGGAUGUGAGGAAAACCUUACCAAGCUGUAUCGUUAUAGCCACAACUUUCCUACUUUAUCCCCACGAAGCUGAAGCUCUCAGCCACGCGGGGACAGAUGUGAAUUGUAAUGUUUUGUUUUAGUUUCUUCACAUGGAAUCGGGUACGGUACGUCUUAACUGGAACAAACUUGCGCGUCUGCUCGUCUUCUGUGGGGUUUACUUGUCCCCCCCCCCCCACUGUCUAACCACUACCGAAUGUCCGGAUGUUACUUUUCCCAGCGCUGCGGUGUGCUGUAAGGAGGGCUGUUCCCUAUGGAGUGCCAAAACUGCAGAAAGUAUUAAAUCAUUAAGUGUUUAUUCAUACAUAAGACCGUUCAAAGACAUCAUCAGACGCUGACAUCUGAUUGGUAACCUUCACAAUAAGGCGACUUUCGACCAAUCACCCUAAGUAGCUGCGACCUCAGCCCACUCGUGAUAAUAGACGAUACCGCCUGAUAAAACGUUCGUGAUGUGCAUCCAAUUGUCCAAAAAUAAUUGGUGUAAUAAGUAUUUUUAAUAAUCAAAAUCCAAUUCUGUGGUUAAUUAUAUAUUUAUAAAUUCUUUAUGCAUUUGUUUGAUAAUUUUUAUUCUAUCAAAUUGAGGCACUUUUGGAUCUCCAUAGACAACCCCGCGCUGUGCUAAUCCAGGUAGAUCUCAUUAAAGUGGUAUUAUCUCUGAGAAGUUAUUUUAGCUAAUUAAAAAGCAAAACUCCUUUAUAUGAUUGCUGUAUUUCAGAGGUUUAUUUCUAUCCAGCCUGGAUAUUAUGGCUUACGGCCGACCAAAACCUAAUGUUAGGUUUCUGGGAUAAUCACCAGAAACGCCAGCAGAUGAUGUCUCCCAAAAUUAAAACUUUACACUGGAGCCCAGUUAACUUGGGAUUCUGUGCCUCUCCGCUCUUCCUCGCUGCAGUCGAGACUUUGAUCUUAAACUAAAAAGCAGCGUUUGCUUUUGUCUGAAAGGAAGACUUUGGACCAGGGAGCAAAGUUCUACCUUCUGUCCCUUCCCCUACUCGGGCGAUUCUGCAUUUUCCCCUUUUUUUUCAGGACCCGGCAGAGUGCACCUGCCGUUGGUAUCCUGGAGAUGUUUGGAUGCUCUUGAAAUCCACAUUUGGGGAAUCUCUCCCAAGGCUGCAGUUAUUUCUGUUGCUUGAUCAUCAUUUCUAACCAUACUUCAUAUUAAUAUAUGCUUGGAGUCGUUACUCUGCUUUAGCAAAGAGCCUUUGUGGCCUGUGGAAGGUGUCAGCGACUGCUGGACAACUGUCAAAACGUCUUCCCCGCGAUUGUGUCCUUUAUCGGUCUAAUGUAAAAUCAAAAUGAACAUUUUAAAUAGAUCCCUCCAAGUCCGAGAUCCACAGUUUGAAUUCUUUGAACAAAUGUUGGAUAAUCAAAUUGUAGAUUGAUGCAUGUAAACUUUAUCUAAAGUGAUAGCUAAGACAGGCCAUACCUGCCCAUCCUAUCAGAAUGUCUGUUUCUGAACCGUGGUUUCAGGUGUUUUAUGGUGCGAGAUUCAUGGAGAUGGCUUCACGAAAAAUCGGAGCUUUUUGGCACUCCCGUUGGUUAAAAAAGAAAAAAAAAAAUCCCUCACUGAUGUCAAAUAGAGUCAAAACUUUUCUUUUCUUCUCUUUUAGGAAAGACUCUUUAAUUGACGCUGUUUUCUUGUAGCCUAUGUAUCAAACAGGUGUCCCUAUUUGAGAAAUACGUAUUUUGGUAACAAAUUGUACAUAGUAAAAGGUAUGUAUUUUUGCACGGGCAUUUUUUUUUUCUUCCUUUUCCUACACGCAGAUUUUUUUUUUUGGUACAGUUUUGAAGAUUAUUUAUUUAUUAAAGACAGGAAAGAAAAAAAAAAAAAAGAAAAAAAAUCUGUCUGCGGACACGACUAUUUGAAGUGGUUCACUGCCAAGUCUAUACAAUGCAAUACAGCCGUACGUCGUCGAAGCAUCUCAUGAAUCGCUGUACUCCACCUUUAAGGAGGGCCAGGGAGAUGUCGCCACUGUAGCACGCGUCCGUACGAGAGAUACCUUUAUUCGCCUAACCAAGGUCUGAAUCACAUGUGCUUUUACCACACGGUUUUACGUUGCCUACAAAUCCAACUCUAUGUAACCCCCCCCCUUCCCUCGUUAGCCUGAACUUUGAGACGCCAUGGCCUGGAGCUAGCUGAGCCUGAUCUCCUCACAAAAAAAAGAAAAAUAUUUUAGGGACUUAUCAGUUCUUCGCUGUGUAGACUUUAACAUUUCUUGAUUGGCUGGGGAGAAAAAAAAAAAAAAAAAAGACUCUACAGGGAGUUGGCGAUCUUUGCGAGAGGAAAUAUUGGAACCAGUCCAGUCGAUUAAAUCCCCGCUCCUACAGAAUGAGUUCAGCAGCUUUUAGGAAGAGAUAUCAAAUCAAGAAAGUGCCUGAAUUAGUUUCUCCCCCGACUCUUUGAGGACAGUAUUCGUUGGGGUCGUUUUUUUUUAACCCCUACUUGAAUGUUCAAAGUAUUGGAGUUUGGUUUAAUAUCAGCCUGUGAACCCUUAAAGCCCGAGCUUCUCAUCUACUCAGUAAAAAAGCAACUUUGUUUUCCUUCAGACAGCGUAGAAAUUUAGUUACGUUCACCUUUUCUUUUUUUUUUUUUUGUUGUGGAUGGAAACAUUGUGGAUGUUUUGUUUUUAUAUCCGCACCGCAGACCUGGAAUGUUAACGUGAGACAGAAAACGGCUCAUGUGUGGAAAGGAGGGGAGGAAAACGAACAAAAAGCCUCCUCCCCCCCCCAGCACCACCAUUCAUACUUUGUAAAAGCGUGUAUAGGUUUUUGUUUUCUGUAUACAUGAUCAGAAUCAUUUUCAGCUGGACUUAACGUAUUGGCUGCUAUGUAAUUCAUGAACAAAACAUAGGCUAGAAUUAAUAUUUAAAGAAAAAGAUUGUAUAGUAUAUUUGUUUUGUAACAAGUUUGUGUAAAUAAAAUAAUUUAUACUGUUAUUUAUAUGAAA
Fundulus heteroclitus (mummichog) is the source of this 7253-nucleotide messenger RNA. RefSeq names its product ataxin-7. The transcript has 13 exons. NCBI's taxonomy places the organism in Eukaryota, Metazoa, Chordata, Actinopteri, Cyprinodontiformes, Fundulidae. The coding region runs from base 286 to 3141 and encodes 951 amino acids. The record is from RefSeq and is a predicted model, not a curated record.